Penicillium salamii is the source of this 1710-nucleotide messenger RNA. Lineage: Eukaryota; Fungi; Ascomycota; Eurotiomycetes; Eurotiales; Aspergillaceae. The record is from the annotation of a GenBank genome assembly.
AUGCCUUGCUCGACGAGAACAACCUUUCCGGUAGGAAACAAAGACUUCACCAAUGCAACUGUUGUCAUUAUCGGAGCUGGAAUAUCUGGAAUAUGCAUGGCCAUUGACUUGAUCAGAAGAAACAACUGUUACAACUUUGUGAUUUUGGAGAGAAGCAGCAGUGUGGGUGGGACCUGGAAUGACAACAAGUAUCCAGGCAGUUGCUGCGAUGUCUGGAGCACGUUGUACAGUUAUUCCUUUGAGCAAAACCCGGACUGGUCAAGAGAAUACCCCGGGCAGGAAGAAAUUCAUCAAUACUUGGUUGGUGUCGCGGAGAAAUAUGGACUCUACAAGCACAUCCGAUUCAACUCGACGGUGGAAGAGGCCCGUUGGGACGAAGCCGAAGCCAAGUGGAAAACCAAACUGUCAUUGUCAGGACAAAAGGACAGUGAAUUCUCGACCUCCUAUACCAUCAACUCGGAUUUCCUAGUCUCUGCUGUCGGCCAGCUCAACCUUCCCAGAUAUCCAGCCAUCUCAGGACUCGAUGAUUUUCAGGGAAAGCUCAUGCACUCCGCUCGAUGGGACUGGACCUAUGACCUGAAAGGAAAGCGAAUCGCUAUGAUUGGAAACGGUGCCACCGCUGCUCAAAUAGCACCAGAGGUUGCACAGCUUGCUUCCCAGUUGACUAUUUAUCAACGAACACCAAACUGGGUGAUCCCUCGAAAUGACGGACCAGUUUCUGCUUUUCAAAAAGCCUUGUUCAGAUGGCUUCCGCCGCUUCAAUGGCGCAAACGUGCCGCUCAAAUGGACUAUCGCGAAAGCUUUUACGAAGCAGUGGCGGACAAAGACUCGGAUUUCGCUCAGGCAAUUCGAAGCGCGUGUGCAGCCACACUGAGGGCCCAUUUGCCCGACAGUCCAGAACUAUGGGAUACACUUACACCCAAUUAUGCGCCAGGAUGCAAGCGUAUUAUCAUUACAGAUGAUUACUAUCCCACUCUUGCCCGCAAGAACGUUGAUCUAGAGACACGAGAAAUCACAAGCAUCACCGAUGUCGGUAUUGAAGUUGAUGGAGAAGAUGAACAAGAGUAUGAUCUGAUCAUCCUCGCCACUGGCUUUAGGACCGUUGAGUUUAUGCAUCCCAUCAAAAUCUACGGGUCUGGGGGUCGGCCUUUGGAGGAAAUUUGGAGCAAUGGCGCAAGAGCCUACAAGGGUGUGACGGUCGAGGACCUACCAAACUUUGGAAUGUUCUAUGGCCCCAAUACCAACCUGGGUCAUAACUCUAUCAUUCUGAUGAUCGAAGCCCAGUCGCGAUAUCUCAAUGCACUUGUUGGCGAAGUGAUCAAGGCUCGCCAGCGUGGUGAGACUCUAUCAUUGAGACCCACAGCUGAGGCUCUGCAGAAAUUCAACGACAGAAUCCAGUCAGUUCUAGAGACCACUAGCUUUGCAGAUCCGAAUUGUGGCAGUUGGUAUAAGAGAGAUGACGGUGUGGUCACCAACAACUGGUCUGGAACUGCGAUAGACUACCAGGUUGAACUGUCCAAGAUAAUUUGGCAAGAUUAUACAACCGAGGGCACUGAUACGAAGCGAUUCCUGAAGAAGACCGAUACCAAAGUUGGUCAGGUAAAUGAAGGAUCCAUACUGAGUGACAGGUCACUUGUUGUGGGAACUGUUGGUAUCUUGUCGGUGGCAAGUUAUUUCAUCGCUCGGUCGAUGCUUACCAAGGCCCAUUGA